AAUUAAAUGCUCCGUUUGGCAUCCGUUAUUAACACUUACAGAAAAUCUGCCAGAUUUCUACAGUGUAAUUAUUGCAGAUGUCAUGUGCAAAAGUUUCUAGCAUCUUCGUGGUCAGAUACAUGCAAUCUACCGAAAGCUAGUAUCCCUACUCGGCACAAGGCAGCGAACGAUCUGGAUAUACAAAACGAUCCCCUAUUUUACUCGGAAAAACACCCGAAGAGCUCGGAAGAGGCUGAAAUAGUGCUGCACGAUGGACCUCCGUAUGCAAAUGGAGAUCUGCACAUGGGUCACGCCGUGAACAAAGUUUUGAAGGAUUUCAUCGUACGCUAUCAUCGCAUCAAUGGAAGCAGAGCGACUCUCAGUUUUAUUCCUGGGUGGGACUGUCAUGGUAUGCCAAUCGAACACAAAGUACUCAAAGUUCUAAAGAACAAUAGCCGUUCUACAACUGUCAAAGCUACGACAAUAAAUGACCCAGUUUAUGUCAGAAAAGAGUGUCGAAAGUUAGCCGAGAAUUGUAUUGAUAAGCAAAUGGAAGGCUUCAAACGUUGGGGAGUUUCGGCUAAUUGGGACAGUCCUUACCUGACUUAUGACACGAAGUUUGUAGUCGAAGAACUAAAAAUUAUUUACAAAUUUUUCGAAGCAGGAUUGCUUUUCCGUGGUAAAUUGCCUGUUCAUUACUCGCCGUCAAGCGCUUCGGUUUUAGCCGAUUCAGAGAUUGAAUAUAGAGAUUUGGACUGCACCGCAGUUUAUAUUGGACUGCUUCUGACGAAAUUACCCAAAAGCUGGAAAACCUUGAUGCUCGCUGAAAAUUCGAAAAUCAAUGUAGUAGUUUGGACCACGCAAGCAUGGACUGUACCUGCGAACGCGGCUAUUGCUUUCAACCCAGGGUUGAAAUACGUUUUGGUUUCUGAAGAAAACACCGAGGAAAUAUUUUUGAUUGAAAAGUCUGCCAAAGAGCACCUGGAGCAAAAGCUGAAACGACGUUUGAACGUUUUUAGAGACGUGCAAAGUAAUGAAUUAGAAGAAGUUGCCUAUCAACUAGACUUCGACGGAAAAGGCGAGAAGAAAUUGUUUGCAGCCGAUUUCGUAACGUCAGAAACUGGUACUGGAUUUGUUCAUAUCGCACCGUCGCACGGAAGCGAAGAUUUCAACCUAGCCCGGGAAAAUGACAUUUCUUUUCAGUCGGCAGUCGACGGCUCGGGAAAAUUUAACUGUCCUGAAAUAUCUGAGCUGCACGGACAACUUGCCAUGGGAUCGGGCAACGAAGCGUGUAUUAAAAAAUUAGAAAAUAUGGGUCUGAUUUUACAUAAAGAUAGAAUAACCCAUUCGUAUCCUUGUGAUUGGAGAACGAAAGAACCGGUUAUGACUUUAUUGAGCCAACAGUGGUUCAUCGAUGUGUCAAAAAUAAUUCCAGAUGCAGUUGAAAGUCUGCAAAAUGUGAAUUUUGUUCCUGCAAAUAGCAAAACUUCUUUUGUGAAGAUGCUAAUUGAAAGGUCUCAAUGGUGCAUUUCAAGACAGAGAGAUUGGGGCGUCCCGCUGCCAGUAUUCUACGACGAAAACGACAAUGUUGUCUUAAACAAUGAGAUCCUAAAUCAUUUGAUAAGCGUAUUUCAAGAUAACGGCGUAGAUUCAUGGUGGAACUUUGAUUCUGAACAGCUGCUUCCUGAAGUGUAUCAAAAAAAGGGACUUCGAAAAGGGUCUGAUAUUUUGGAUGUGUGGUUUGACUCUGGAUCUAGCUGGCAAACAGUUUUGGGUAGCGAUGAGACUGUGGCAAAUCCAAAGAAAGUGUUCUAUGUCGAAGGUCGAGACCAGUAUCGUGGCUGGUUUCAGAGCUCGCUUCUCACUUGCUUCGCCAUUAAACGACAGGCUCCUUUCACACAUUUGUACGCUCAUGGAUUUGUGCUAGAUCAAAGUCAGAACAAGAUGUCAAAGAGUGUAGGAAAUGUGGUUGAUCCUAAAGCAGUCGUAGCUAAAUACGGAGCUGACACUCUUAGAUUAUGGGUAGCUCUUGCAGACACGACUGACGACAUAGCGUACAGCGAGCGCAUUAUGGAAAAAACCGCAACAGCUUACCAAAAAUUCAGACUAAUUUUACGUGUCUUAAGUGGAAACUUGUACGAUUUCAACUCUGAAAAUUCUUUAUCUUGGCACAAAAUGAAACCAAUCGACCAAUACAUAAUUGUAAAAUGUAAUGAUAAUGUGAAGAAGUAUCACGAAGAAAUGAACCAACUAUCGUUUCACACUGCUGUUCACGGAUUACUCAAUUUUGCUCACGAUGACGUAUCGACGUUCUAUCUUUCAUCUAUCAAAGACAGAUUGUAUUGUGAUCACGCCAGUUCUCAAACUAGGCGAAGUGCGCAAUCGGCUUUGCUGCAUGUUUUUAAGAAGCUGCAUAGCAGUUUGGAACCUUUUGUGCCCUAUCUUUGCCAUGAAAUUUGCCAAGGGUUUCUUUUUAGUGAAGAUGAUUUAUAUAGCGAUAAUUCGCGCGAUUUCAAAUCAGAUUAUCUGGAAAUUUUUGAGCUUUUGAAAAGUGUAAGAAGUGAAGUAUUGACCGAAGUAGGAAAUGAUCUCAAGGUGCUAGAAAAAUGCGACAUUUGUUUUUAUUAUCUUAACACUAAUGUGCUUAGUCCCUUGUUAUCAGAAGCAUGCGUGCGUGAAAUCAUUGGCUGUAGAACAGCUAAGUUUAGAACUGGUGCUCAUUUUCAGCCAUCCAAUAUUGUUGAAGUUUCGGAGAUUUGUGCGAAUAGUUUAAAAAUAGGUUAUGAUGUCAAUGAAACUUUUGAAAAAUGUCCUCGGUGCAGAUUAUUUUUGUCUGAUGCAAUCGAUCAGUUGUGUAGGCGUUGCAGCGAAGUUGUACAUAAAUAAAUAUAAAUAUCAAAUUGACGACAGGUUUCAUUUAAAAGUUUGCCGUCAGUUUUGAGAGUUUACUUGCCGUUGAGUUACAGAAUAUGGUCAACAGUGUUCGUUCCCUAACUUGUAAGAAAAAUUAACACCA
This is a messenger RNA of Symsagittifera roscoffensis, 2995 nucleotides long. Its product is annotated as isoleucine--tRNA ligase-like. Gene Ontology annotation, biological process: mitochondrial translation; isoleucyl-tRNA aminoacylation. The transcript has 6 exons. NCBI's taxonomy places the organism in Eukaryota, Metazoa, Xenacoelomorpha, Acoela, Convolutidae. Gene Ontology annotation, cellular component: mitochondrion. Bases 7 to 2865 code for a protein of 952 amino acids. The record is from RefSeq and is a predicted model, not a curated record. Gene Ontology annotation, molecular function: aminoacyl-tRNA deacylase activity; isoleucine-tRNA ligase activity; tRNA binding.